Messenger RNA from Notolabrus celidotus (New Zealand spotty), 8491 nucleotides. It is a transcript of the gene gcn1, whose product is annotated as GCN1 activator of EIF2AK4. The record is from RefSeq and is a predicted model, not a curated record. The coding region runs from base 12 to 8024 and encodes 2670 amino acids. Gene Ontology annotation, biological process: cellular response to amino acid starvation; regulation of translation. Gene Ontology annotation, molecular function: protein kinase regulator activity; protein binding. The transcript is spliced from 57 exons. NCBI's taxonomy places the organism in Eukaryota, Metazoa, Chordata, Actinopteri, Labriformes, Labridae. Gene Ontology annotation, cellular component: cytosol.
GGACCGGCAAGAUGGCGGCGGACACGCAGGUUUCAGACACGCUGAAGAAAUUUGCUUCAAACGUGACUACAGCAAGUGUGAAAGAGCGGAAGGAGAUCUUCAGAGAGCUGAGACAGUGUAUUAAGGACAAAGAGUUACCGGAGCCUGCCGUCAAAGGACUAUGCAAGCUCUUCUGUUUCACUCCACACAGAUAUCGGGAUGCUGCAUCACGUAGAGAGCUCCUCUUAGUCAUCGCCCAGCUGGCAGAGAGUCAGCCCAACAUCCUGGUCACGAGCCUCCUUCACUGCAUACUUAACAGUGGAGUUAUCAGCAAGAAUGGAGAGCCCAGUAAAAGUACGGGCUCUGCUGCCUUUGUCUGCCUGUCCUGGACCUGCCUCCUGGUCCCCAGUGUUUUUUCUGCCCCAGAGAAAAGAGAGGGACCCAUCUGGAAGAAAAUGGUGGAGGUUCAGAGCCUUCUCGUGGCUGAAGUGCUGGGUGGAGCCAAGAGCAUGGCUCAGAAAUCAAGCCUCAAAAGUCUCAGUCACCUGUGGGUGGAGAGCUCUGGACUGGUCGAUGAAUACAUCAGCACACUAUUGAGUUUGGACCAGAGCCCCACCACUCUGGCCAUGCUGGGGGUGUGUGUAGACUUUUGCACCACCCAGAAAGACAAAGCUACAAUAGAAAAGCACAAGAGCGCCCUGUUGGACUUAUACAUAAAAUCAGUCCUUAUGAGCAAAACCAAACCACGACCGCACGUUUUGGACAAAAGUGGCGCUGUGCUGCGUCACGUGUCCCACUCAGAGUUCAAGGAGCAGCUUCUCCCGACACUGCAGAAGACAAUGCUGCGCAGUCCGGAGAACGCCAUGCAGACUGUUUCCUGUCUCCUGUCUGCUGUGACUCUGGACCUCAGUCAGUAUGCCAUGGAUAUUGGAAAAGCCAUUGCGAGUCAGCUGAAAGCGAAUAAUGCUCAACUGAUGGAGGAGGCGGUCCAGGCCAUGCACAACCUGGCACAGCAGUGCAGUGACUCCUCCGCCAUCCAGGACAUCGUCACACACCUCUUCAAGAUCCUCGGAGGGUCUGAGGGAAAGCUCACAGUCGUUGCCCAGAAGAUGAGUGUGUUGUCAGGGAUUGCAAGCUGCAGCAACCAUGCUGUGUCAGGAACCUCCAGCCAGACUCUCAGCUCUGCAGUCACUGUCAUGUUCAUCCCUUAUUUACAACAAGAAGUCCAUGAGGGCACCCUGGUGCACGCCGUGUCUGUGCUGGCCCAGUGGAGCAGCCGUCUCACAGUGGAAGUCCCAACUGCUCUGAUGGAUUGGUUAAAGAAGGCUUUCACCCUGAAGACCUCCACCUCGCUGGUUCGACACGCCUACCUUCAGGCAAUGAUUGGGGCCUUCAGAGGCGACACUCUGGCUCAAGCCUCAGACUUCACUCCUUUGCUCCUCCAAAUAGUGGAGAAGGCAGUUGCACAAAACUCCCAGCAUGCUCUACUCGCAGAGGGAGUGUCGGCCUCUGUGCUUUUGAGUCGCCUGGCACAGCUGGAGUCACAGUCAGAGGCAAAGUUUUCAAGCUUUUGGAACAUGAUCUUGGACGAGAAGAAGCCGCUGUUCACCACAGAGAAGUUCCUCUCCCAGGCCAACGAGGAGGCUCUGCUAACAGUGCUGCAGCUCUGUGAAAGGCUAUUCCUGGACCACGCUCACAGGCUCAACACCAACAAAUCCCAGAUGUAUCAUCAAGCCACUGUUGGGGUUCUGCUGUCCCGAAGCUGGCGCGUGAGGAAGCGGGCACAGCAGACCAUCAGGAAGCUUCUCUCCUCUCUCGGUGGUUCAGGUCUUGCCCUUGGCCUUCUGGCAGAGCUGCGUGAGGUCAUCAACAAACACAAGAUUUUGCCCCAAGAUGCCGUAGCAUCAGAUUCAGGAGAGCUGACUGAGCUGGGUCGCAGCUAUGUUCCGCCUCGUGUGUUGCUGGAUGCUAUGUGUGUAGUUUGCAGCUCUGCCAGCCAAUGGAGCGAUCCCACCGAAGCCGAGAAUUUGGCUAUGGAGAUCCUGAUAGUCACUCAUCAUCCAUCUUUAGUUGAAGCUCGUCGUGGUCUCUGGCCUAUCCUGCUCCACUCCAUGAACAUAAAAGCUGAUGAGUUCAUCGAAAAGAAUCUGGAGGCUAUUAUGCCACACCUACUGGAGGUCAAUGCUGAGAACCAGGCCGUGAAAAAUGCAGUGGGUGCCCUCUGCAGCCUCUCCCCAGACAAGCUGUUGCCUCGGGUCAUCAGUCAUGUGACUGAGGGGCUUUCAAAACCCGCUCUACUUCAGGUCACCAGGGAGGAGUACGCCAUCAUGCUCACACCUGAGGGAAAACUAUUUGAUGACAGCAUCAUCCAAAGUGCUCAGAAGGAAAGCACCAAGAAAGCCAACAUGAAGAGAGAGAACAAGGCCUACUCUUACAAGGAACAGAUCAUUGAACUGGAGUUACAAGAGGAGAUAAAGAAGAAAAAAGGCAUCAAAGAGGAGUUGCAGCUAACGAGCAAGCAGAAGGAAAUGAUGCAAAACCAGCUGGAAAAAGAGGCUGCUAUCCGGAAGAGUCUUACAGAGCUGGAUGUGGAGCUGCAGAGUUUGGUGGGUCUGCUGGAAGCCAUCCUAACAGAGGGACCACCUCAGAUCACCAGAGAACUCCCCCCUGUCCUGCAAGUCCUAAUCCCUCUGCUACAAUCCCCCCUGGCUGCUCCACGCAUCCAGCAAAUCUUCCUAGACAUCGGGGUGUGCCUCAUGCCUAAACACCUCCAUUCUUUAGCCGUGCUCGUGGGACAUGUGACGUUACGCCUGCUGAAGCCAGAGUGUGAGCUGGAUGAGGCGUGGGAACAGGAGGACCUGGACACAGCAGCCAAUCGCACAGUACUAUUACUGCACAACCACACUGUACCACAAAGAGAUGCCAAAACUGUUGAUUGGGCCUGUCUGUCCGCCCCUGCCUUCUCCUUCUGCUUCCCUCUCCUCAACGUGAUGCUCAGGGACUCUUCGGGCAGCACUGAGGAGACAGAGAACCUGAUGGCCAAAGCCUUACAAGUCAUCACUGAACACUCCCAGCUCCGGGCCGCGGACAGUGAGGACUUUGCUAUCGACGAGAACGGUCCAGAGCUUCUCCCUCGUGUCAGCAUGCUGCUGCUGCUGACCAGAAUCAUCUCUACAUACACCCCGAGACUUCAGGUGUUGGCCGCUCAGUGCCUGACCACUCUGUGUGCCAGUGCUGGAGGAGGAGUGGGCUGCACGGUGGCAGAGCAGUCUGAGAUCGACGUCCUGCUGAGCGCCCUGCUGUCACCCUGCUUCUCUGUCAGAGAUGCUGCCCUCAGGGGAUUGUUGGAGAUGGAGUUCGCCCUCUCCACAGACAGUUCAGAGGCCAGUGGUCUCAGUUUGCUGCGCAGGCUUUGGGUUUCCAGGUUUGAUGUUGAGUUGGAGGGCCGAGCCUUGUCUGAACAACUCUGGGAGUCUCUGGAUCUGCAGCUGGUACCUGAGAUCUGCCCACUGCUGAUCGGAGACGUCACCCACCAUGAAGAAGCUGUCCGCUCUGCAGUUGCCGAAGCUCUGUCCAGCGCUGUUUCCCAGUACAGAGACCAGUCUGCAACAGUGCUUGGCCAGCUUACUGAGCUCUACCAUGAGAAACUCUAUAGACCCCCUCCUGUGCUGGACGCCCUGGGCAGAGUCAUCUCUGAAUCACCGCCUGAUCAGUGGGAGGCCAGGUGUGGAAUCGCUCUGGCCCUGAACAAGCUGUCCCAGUACCUGGAUGAAUCUCAGGUCACUCCUCUCUUCCUCUUCUUUGUUCCUGACGCACUGAACGACCGCCACACUGAGGUGCGGCGCUGCAUGCUCGACGCUGCCCUCUCUUCUCUCAACACUCACGGAAAGGACAACGUGAGCUGCCUGCUUCCAGUUUUCGAGGAGUUCCUUAAAAACGCACCUCAAGACGCCAGCUACGACUCUGUCCGCCAGAGUGUGGUUAUUCUCAUGGGAUCAUUGGCCAAACAUCUGGACAAGAAUGACCCCAAGGUCAAACCCAUUGUGGCCAAGCUCAUCACUGCGCUCUCUACACCUUCACAGCAGGUACAAGAAUCUGUUGCCAGCUGUUUGCCUCCUCUAGUCCCUGCGAUCAAGGAAGAUGCUGCAGGUAUUGUGAGGAACCUGCUGCAGCUGCUGCUGGAAAGUGACAAGUACGCAGAGCGGAAGGGAGCAGCGUACGGACUGGCUGGCCUGGUCAAAGGCCUCGGGAUCCUGGCACUGAAGCAGCAGGAAAUUAUGACCACACUGACCGACGCGAUCCAGGACAAGAAGAACUUCAGACGGAGAGAAGGAGCCCUGUUUGCUUUUGAGAUGCUUUGCAACAUGUUGGGAAAGCUGUUUGAGCCGUACGUGGUUCAUGUGCUGCCACACCUCCUGCUCUGCUUUGGAGACGGGAACCAGUACGUCAGAGAGGCUGCAGAUGAUUGUGCCAAGGCUGUGAUGAGGAACCUCAGUGCCCAUGGAGUGAAGCUCGUCCUUCCCUCCUUGCUGGUAGCCCUGGAGGAGGAGUCAUGGAGAACCAAAGCAGGCUCUGUGGAGUUGCUUGGUGCCAUGGCUUUCUGCGCUCCCAAGCAGCUGUCCUCCUGCCUGCCCAGCAUUGUACCAAAGUUAACCGAGGUGCUGACGGACUCCCACGUGAAGGUGCAGAAAGCCGGCCAGCAGGCCCUCCGACUGAUCGGCUCAGUAAUCCGCAACCCUGAGAUCCUGGCGAUUACCCCCAUCCUGCUGGACGCUCUCACUGAUCCCUCCAGGAGGACUCAGACGUGUCUGCAGACCCUGCUGGACACAAAGUUUGUCCACUUCAUCGAUGCCCCCUCUCUGGCCCUCAUCAUGCCCAUCGUCCAGAGAGCCUUCCAGGAUCGUUCCACUGACACUCGCAAGAUGGCUGCACAGAUCAUCGGCAACAUGUACUCCCUGACCGACCAGAAGGAUCUGUCCCCCUACCUGCCCAGUGUUAUUCCAGGACUUAAGACCUCUCUGUUGGACCCGGUGCCUGAGGUUCGUACAGUUUCAGCCAAAGCCCUGGGUGCCAUGGUGAAGGGGAUGGGCGAGUCCUGCUUUGAUGACCUGUUGCCCUGGCUCAUGGAGACGUUGGCCUCUGAACAGAGCUCUGUGGAUCGCUCUGGAGCUGCACAAGGUCUGGCUGAGGUGAUGGCUGGACUCGGGGUGGAGAAGCUGGAUAAGCUGAUGCCAGAUGUGGUGGCAACCGCCAGCAAGAUCGACAUUGCUUCCCACGUCAGAGACGGAUACAUCAUGAUGUUCAUCUACCUGCCGCUCACCUUCGGAGACAAGUUCACGCCCUACGUUGGGCCCAUCAUUCCCUGCAUCCUCAAGGCUCUGGCUGAUGAGAAUGAAUAUGUGAGGGACACAGCUCUUCGUGCAGGCCAGCGAAUCAUCAGCAUGUACGCUGAGACCGCUAUCGCCCUGCUGCUUCCUGAGCUGGAGCAGGGCCUGUUUGACGACUUGUGGAGGAUCAGAUUCAGCUCUGUACAGCUGCUGGGAGAUCUGUUGUUCCACAUCUCCGGCGUGACCGGAAAGAUGACCACAGAGACCGCUUCUGAGGACGACAACUUUGGAACAGCUGCGUCCAAUAAGGCUAUCAUCGGGGCUCUUGGUCCUGAGAGGCGUAACCGUGUCCUCUCCGGUCUCUAUAUGGGCCGUUCAGACACUCAGCUGGUGGUUCGGCAGGCUUCCCUCCACGUGUGGAAGAUUGUCGUGUCUAACACCCCGAGGACUCUACGAGAGAUCCUCCCCACCCUCUUCACACUCCUGCUGGGCUUCUUGGCUUCCACUUGCCCCGACAAGAGAACAAUUGCCGCUCGGACGCUGGGUGAUCUGGUCAGGAAGCUUGGAGAGAAGAUUCUCCCUGAGAUCAUUCCCAUCCUGGAGGAGGGCCUGCGAUCUGACAAGAGUGACGAGAGGCAGGGAGUCUGCAUUGGCCUCAGUGAGAUCAUGAAGUCCACCAGCAAAGACGCAGUGCUCGUCUUCUCAGAGUCACUGGUCCCGACCGUGAGGAAGGCUCUCUGUGACCCGCUGGAGGAGGUCAGAGAGGCUGCAGCCAAAACCUUUGAGCAGCUUCAUGCGACCAUCGGUCACCAGGCACUGGACGACAUCCUGCCUACUCUGCUCAAACAGCUUGAUGAUGAAGACACUGCUGAAUUCGCUUUAGAUGGCCUGAAGCAGGUCAUGGCGGUGAAGAGUCGCUCUGUGCUGCCUUAUUUGGUCCCAAAGCUGACUGCUCCUCCUGUGAACACCCGCGUGUUGGCGUUCCUGUCGGCUGUGGCCGGGGACGCUCUGACACGCCACUUAGGAGUAAUCCUGCCCGCCAUACUCUCCUCGCUCAAAGGGAAGCUGGGUGCCGAGGAUGAAGCACAGGAGCUGUGCAACUGUCAAACAGUCAUUCUGUCAGUGGAGGAUGAGGUUGGUCAGCGGAUCAUCAUAGAUGAUCUGCUUGAGGCCUCACGAGGCCCUGACCCCGGCCUAAGACAGGCCUCUGUCACCAUCCUCAACGGCUACUUUGCCCGCACCCGCCUGGACUACAGCGCCCACACACGCAACCUGCUGUCCGGACUCAUCCGCCUUCUCAACGACUCCAACCCAGAGGUCCUCGUUCAGAGCUGGGACACCAUCAACUCAAUAACCAAGAAACUGGAUGCGAGCAGCCAGCUUGCUCUGAUUGAUGACCUGCAUCGAGACAUUAGAUCAGCAGCUGCAGAUGUUAAGGGUCAACACCUGCCCGGCUUCUGUCUGCCCAAAAAGGGUGUGACCUGCAUCCUGCCCGUGCUGAGGGAGGGCGUCCUCACUGGAACUCCUGAGCAAAAAGAAGAGGCUGCCAAAGCCUUAGGAGGGGUGAUCAAACUGACCUCUCCUGAGGCUCUGCGGCCCUCUGUGGUCAACAUCACUGGACCACUUAUUCGUAUUUUGGGAGACAGGUUUGCCUGGUCGGUGAAGACGGCUCUGCUGGAGACUCUCACUCUGCUGCUGGCAAAGGUGGGCAUUGCCCUGAAGCCCUUCCUGCCUCAGCUGCAGACCACCUUCCUGAAGGCUCUGCAGGACUCGAGCCGGGCUGUGAGACUGAGGGCUGCUGAGGCUCUGGGUCAGUUGGUUUCCAUUCACACGAAGGUGGACCCCCUCUUUACUGAGCAGCUGUCUGCCAUUCGUAAUGCUGAGGACUCAGGAGUCAGAGAGACGAUGCUUCAGGCCUUACGGUUUGUCAUCCAGGGUGCCGGGUCAAAGGUGGACCCAGCCAUCCGCAAGAACAUCACCGUCACAUUGCUGGGCAUGCUGGGACAUGAUGAGGAUGCUACACGUAUGGCUUCAGCCGGCUGUGUUGGUGAGCUGUGUGCCUUCCUGUCAGAAGAGGAGCUGAAGAGUUUGUUACCUCAGCACAUCCUGGCGGACGUGUCUGGUGUUGACUGGAUGGUGCGUCACGGUCGUAGCUUGGCCCUGGCCAUAGCCGUCAAAUCGGCUCCUGAGAAACUGUGCGGGAAGGAAUAUUGCGACACAGUGACAGAGACAAUUUUGACCAACGCCACUGCUGACAGGAUUCCCAUCGCAACCAGCGGCAUCAGGGCGACGGGAUACCUGAUGAGGCAUCACCUCAGAACUGAGGGAGGCAGCAGUGUUUCCCAGCGCAUCAUCACACAGUUUGUCAAGUGUCUUCAGAAUCAGUCCAGUGACAUCAGACUGGUGACCGAGCGGGUGCUGUGGUGGGUUUUUAAAGAACCAGAAACGCCCUCCAUGGACAUCAAUCUCAUCAAGCCCCUGUUGAAGAGUCUGCUGGACAAUACCAAGGACAAGAACACCAGCGUCAGAGCUCAGAGUGAACACACCAUCGUCAACCUACUGCGACUCCGCCAGGGAGAAGAAACAAUGCAGAGUGUGACCGCUAUUCUGGAUUCUGCGAGCAACGACUUGCUUUCAGAGUGUCAUCGACGUUCCUUGAAGAAAAUCGCGAGCCAGCAAGACUCCAAUGAAGAGAUAGACGACACCAUUCUAACAUGAUGGAGCAGGACUGAGAAAUGAAAUGACGCCCCAACAAUACAACCCCCAACACACACAUCACACGUGCCUGUGUUGCCUUUAAUGGACCAUGGCUGUAAUGGAUUCUCCAACAUUUUCCCCAACAAUACCCUUUUGUUCUUUUUCCUUUUCAUUAUUUUAGCAGUCUAUAAACACAGUUUAUUUCUUUUUUUAAUUUGAUAUAAUGAUGACCAGGUUGUACUCUGGUACUGAAGUAUAUGAGGCCAAUUCUGUUUUGAUGUUUCAUGUUUUGCUACUAAACCUACCAAACAAAUUCAAACAUUUAAGUGCUGCUGUGAUGAAACAACACCCCUAUCUUUAAACUUCAUACAUUUAGACUUUUGUGUCAGAGUUUUGGGGGAAAUGCAACCUCUUAUAAGAAUGACAUUGUUCUUAUUUCAGUGAUACGGUUGUAAUAAGGCAAUACAGAAUAAAAAGUCUUGAUUUCA